AUGGAUCACCGCUACUCAUCCUCGCGGUACACCACCGCUCGGCCGCGCUCGCCCACCUUCAAUCCUGCGCGGGCUUCGCUUCCUACCAGCAUCGGCUAUAGCUCCAUGUACGGGGGUGAUAUUCAUGUCAUGCCCACGUCUUCGACGAGAUACGCCUCUGGUAGUUCUCGACCCCACCAUUCCGGCGCGCCGACGACCACCACGACGACUUAUGCAGUCACCAAAGACCCUCUCGCUCGCGGUGCGGGCUUAAGAGAAGCGAGCCGCAAUCGCUCUCAUCGCUCCUCGACCCUCGACUCUACCUCUGCCCGCCCAGUCAUUGUUACCACAACGACCCGACCGCCGCAGGCCACUUCAUCGUCGCACCACUCGUCAAGCAACAGACACAGCAGCCCGACUCGCGAUGACUAUCGCUCCAGCGAUUCGACUUUUUACACGCAGCCUGCGUCAUCCAUACGUUCCCGAAGCCACCACCGCGGUGGCUCUUACAGCGCAGUAAUGGACAAUGAAGAAUUCACCCGAAUGCGCGAGCGAACCCUUGAUCCUACACCGUCUAGGCAUGAUUCGUACCGCGCAUCGAGGAAUUCGGCCAUUUAUGCCAAUAUUUCCCGCCAUGGAAAUGCUCCAGUCGACAUUGGUGGUAGCGAUGGCUACGAAUACACUACACCAAGCGACUUGGCGCGCUACGACUUGGAUCACACUCGACCUCCUUCAAGGUCACGCAGGCGAGAGAGCAUCGAUCGUGGCUAUUACCGACCCAGUGUUAAUGUCACGACGACUGAGAGCACUAGUCGUCCCUACGAUGUCGGCCGACAGCGAGCCGGCCCACCGCCAACCACAUGGGGUUUGGACAAAAUCAACCGCUCCUCCACGAACGUAUACGACCCAGCUCAAUCCUCGAUUCCUCCGGCAGCCCCUGUGGCGCCUGUUCACUUACCUGUGCCUCCCAGCCCGACAAACCGACGCUCUACUGGUGGCAUCCCUUCAUCUAUGGAUGUAGCCGCAGCAACUUCUGUGGCCGCAGCGACUGUCGCAGGAGCCACUGCUUCUCGGCGACCUGUAUCAGUGUACAAUGAAGGCCCUCCUCGAUCAAGCCAUCACGAGGACUUUUACCGGAGUCGCGAUGACGAUCGGGCCCAGCGACAAGCUCGGGAGCCCGAUCGCAAGUACGAUCCGAUUUAUGGCAGUGGUGAUUAUUACGAUAAUGGCGUGACGACCCGUGGUUUCGGCAUUCGUACAGACUCAGCCCCUGUUGGCGGCGACUUUGAUGCACGAAGGGAGGUACGGCCCGAGUCUCGGAACGGAUACCGUCCAGACUCCCGGACUGGAUACAGGCCAGAGUCGCGCGGCGGCCACCGACCAGAGUCUCGAAGUGGACAUCGAACAUCCCCUCCAGACGUUAAGAGAGGUUCCGACGAUGAAUCCAAGCGCCGAGAGGACAAGGAUCGCUCAAAGCGGGAUUCAGCUCGACUCGAAAGUGACAAGGAUCGGCAUCUGCGGCGCACUAGCACGGCUAAUGAGGAUGAAGCCGAGCGGAAGCGACUGCGUGAUAAGUUGAGUGCAGGACUUGGUCUUGCAGCAACCGCGAUUGGUCUCGGCUCGGCCGUAAAGGAGAAGGAGAAGGAGAAGGACAAGGAUGAGCGUCCGGAGAAGCCGGAGCGAGAGUCUCGGCGCCGAAGCGAUGAAGAGGACCCUGGAGCUCGUGCUGCCGAGAGAUACAAACCUCGGGACGAGUCUCGGGACCCUCGAGACCGUGCACCUGUCAUCGUCGAGACUCGUAGAGCUGCCGCCGAGCAAGAGACGGACGUUCGCGACCGGGAGAAGGAGCGUGAUAAAGAGCGUGAUCGAGAGCGUGACCGGGAGCGCGACCGAGAACGCGACCGCGACCGCAACCGCCGGGACGCCGAAGCCAAGCUCACUGGUGAUUCUACAACCGCACAACGAGAUGUUUCUCCAGACGACGAAGAGCAGAAGGCGAGACGUCCGAAGCGGCAGAUUGGCUUCAAUCCCACCAACACCAAUGAUAUUCGGGAAUUGAAGGAGCAGCUGGCAGCCAUGAAGGAUGACAAGCCAGAGAGGGCAUCCGUUCCUGUUGACAGAUCAGACCGUGUCGACCGGUCGGAACGCUCAGAACGUCCAGAGCGGUCUGAGAGAUACGAAAGAUCCGAGCGAUUGGACAGGCCCGAACGCUCUGAGAAAGACGACAGGUCAGAUAAGCAAACUUACGCCGAUCUUCCGCUUCGUGAGAUACACCGAGACCCCAAGGAACGCACGCCUUCACCCAAGAAGGAAUCACCUCCGCCAAAGAAAGAAUCGCCCGUCUCACUUCCUUCGACCGACUCAGCUGUCACGUCAACCAGAGAUGAAUACCGCGAUCGCGACCGCGACCGCGACGUUCCGCCACUUCGCGACGAGAAACAGGUCCGUGUUGUGUCUCCACCUCGCGACAAAUCGGACGCAAAGCCUCUCAAGGGUAUCUUGAAGGCACCCAAGAAGUACCCUGAGGAGGACAACCCAAUCCGCGAGGGUGUGGCCCCUCACAAGGACGACAAGAAACUCAGAGAAGUUCCUCCUGGUGCCCGUUGGACCAAAAUUAGCCGCAAGAUUGUGAACCCUGAGGCCUUGACCGUCGGCAAGGAGCGGUUCGAAGUCCGAGACGACUUCGUCAUUGUCCUUCGCGUUCUUAGCAAGGAGGAGAUCCAGGCCUAUGCCGCCGCAACACAGGUCUUGCGAGAACGGAGGCGCGAAGAGACUGGCAAAGACCGGGACCGCGGCGACCGCAAUCGGGACCAGGAUCGUGGACGCGAUCGCGAUGGCGAAGACGACGACAAAAGGAAACAUCGCCACCACAGGAGAGAGGACGGCGAUGACGACCGGUAUGACGAGGAGCGCGAUAGGGAGCGCCACCGCAGACACCGUCGAGAUGAAGACGAAUACGACGAUGACUCGAGGCGACGAGAUGACCAUCACCACCGCCACCGAGAGCGAGACCGCGAGACCCUGGCCAUUGAGGGUUGA
This is a messenger RNA of Colletotrichum orchidophilum, 3018 nucleotides long. RefSeq lists its product as uncharacterized. Lineage: Eukaryota; Fungi; Ascomycota; Sordariomycetes; Glomerellales; Glomerellaceae. The record is from RefSeq and is a predicted model, not a curated record. Bases 1 to 3018 code for a protein of 1005 amino acids. The transcript is spliced from 2 exons.